This is a messenger RNA of Arabis nemorensis, 1389 nucleotides long. Lineage: Eukaryota; Viridiplantae; Streptophyta; Magnoliopsida; Brassicales; Brassicaceae. The record is from the annotation of a GenBank genome assembly.
AUGACUACGAAUGCUCCAGUUUCCGGCGGACCUGGAGAAAUUCCUUCGGUAACUUCCGUCGUGUCUGAAACUCCCUCGGGCGUCACCGCAGCUUCUUCUUCUACUUCCGAAACCGAUUGUAUCUACAUACCUAGCUACUCUCGGUGGUUUUCAUGGACCGACAUCAACGAAUGCGAGGUCCGGUCCCUGCCAGAUUUCUUCGUUUCGAGAUCUCCGUCCAAAAACUCUAGGGUUUACCUUUACUUGAGGAAUUCAAUCAUCAAGCAGUACAGAGACGACCAUCCUCAGAAGAUUAGCUUCACGGACGUUCGGAGAACUCUCGUCGGUGAUGUUGUCUCUAUUCGUCGCGUCUUUGAUUUCCUCGACUCAUGGGGGCUUAUCAACUAUUCUAGCUCCACCUCUGCUAAGCCUCUCAAAUGGGACGAAAAGGAGGCCGGAAAAUCCGCCGGAGAUACUGCUUCCGAGCCUCUCACAACCGCCAAAGAAUCUGCCAAGAGAAUCUGUAAUGGCUGCAAGUCAGUUUGCAGCAUCGCUUGUUUCGCCUGCGAUAAGUAUGAGUUGACAUUGUGUGCGAGGUGCUAUGUUCGUGGUAACUAUCGUGUUGGUAUUAACUCCUCCGAGUUUAAGCGUGUUGAGCUUAGUGAGGAGUCGAAGACAGAGUGGUCCGAGAAGGAAAUUCUGUUGCUGCUGGAAGCUGUUAUGCACUAUGGAGAUGACUGGAAGAAGGUUGCACCGCAUGUUACUGGUAGAACCGAGAAGGAUUGUGUUUCUCAGUUUGUCAAGCUUCCGUUUGGGGAACAAUUCGUGAAAGAAUCAGACUCUGAGGAUGCUUUAGAGACAUUUGAUCAGAUCAACGGCUCUGGUAGUCCUGAAUGUGGAGGAAGAGUUAAGGACGGUUCUUCUCCCAGUAAGCGAAUGAAACUGACACCUCUUGCAGAUGCAAGCAACCCAAUAAUGGCUCAGGCUGCUUUUCUUUCAGCUUUGGCUGGAACAAAUGUUGCAGAAGCAGCAGCUCAAGCUGCAGUGACAGCUCUAUCUGAUGUAGACAACAAGGCUAACAAAAACGCCGGUGGAGACCCAAAUCGACAAGAGGCCAAUGCUGCAUCGGGUGGUGAAACCACUAGAAACGACUCAGAAAGAGCUUGGGCGGAUGCAAAAUCCCAGGUUGAGAAUGAAGAGCGGGAGGUAGAAGGAGGCAUCAGAGAGAUUGUAGAAGUGGAGAUGGUGAAGAUUCGAGAUAGGAUUGUACAUUUUGAGAAAUUGGAUUUGGAAAUGGAGAGAAGCCGGAAACAGUUGGAGGAGAUGAAGAAUCUGCUUUUCGCCGAUCAAUUAAACAUCUUCUUCCACACAAGAAGAAGCCGGAAAGCAGAAGAUAAAGUAGAGAGUUAG